AUUUGAACGUGCAUAUCUCUAUCCUUUCACCGUUUAUAAUGGCGAAAUUAGUCUACUUCCUCUAUUAAUAUUUUGCUAUUAUUUGAGGAUAUUUUCUUGAUGUUAUUGUUAUUGAUUUAGAUUUCAUUCUGUCUGAAACUAAUCAUUGUUAUGGUGAGAUCAGUAGAGUCAAAAAUGGAUGACGUACAUGUAUAUGAGGCCAGAUACCGGUACAAUCCUCUAGAUCACGAUGACGAUAGUAAUACAUACAUGCUGGUCGAGCAAGGGGAUAUCCUAGAGGUCUCGGGACGAGAUUUAGGUGGUAUGAAGCCUGAAAACCCACAGGAAUGGCUUAGAGGAUACAAUGUAUCUCGAAAUUUGCAGGGGCUGUUUCCAGGCCCUUACAUGAAGUAUCUAGGGGUGAAAGGUCAUGAUGGGGAAGUUAUGGAUCCCCCACCUGAACUUCCUCCCAUCCCCCCAAAGACAAGGUCAACUUCAACAGUACCAGCGUUGCAUGAAGAGCCAAACAUUGUGGACUCAGAUGAUUAUGCUGUAUUUGAUGGUGCCCCUUUGUCACAAGUCACUCCUUCGAGGUCAACACAAGGAAUAACAACACCAGCAAGGACCACAUCAAUACCUUCAAGGACACCUAAACCUAUCAAUGGCUCACCUGAUGGUCCUCCUGGUGUACCUCACAGAUUGAUUGACUGCUACUUUGUUAGACCAGUUGUCUGCUUCAACUGUAAUGACUAUAUAUGGGGACAGGCAAAGUUUGGGAAAAAAUGUUGA
Ruditapes philippinarum (Manila clam) is the source of this 768-nucleotide messenger RNA. RefSeq lists its product as uncharacterized. NCBI's taxonomy places the organism in Eukaryota, Metazoa, Mollusca, Bivalvia, Venerida, Veneridae. The record is from RefSeq and is a predicted model, not a curated record. Gene Ontology annotation, molecular function: protein binding. The transcript has 5 exons. The coding region runs from base 151 to 768 and encodes 205 amino acids.